Molecule: messenger RNA, 2633 nt
Organism: Papilio machaon (common yellow swallowtail)
Lineage: Eukaryota; Metazoa; Arthropoda; Insecta; Lepidoptera; Papilionidae
Exons: 15
Coding region: 287-2386 (699 amino acids)
Molecular function (GO): zinc ion binding
Source: RefSeq, a predicted model, not a curated record
AUUAGAAAUGGCGUCUUCGUGAGUUGUCCUUUUCGCACGAUAUUUUCUCAAUUUUUAUAUUAUCAAAACAUAACUUUAUGUUUACAUUGGAAUGUUAUUGUGCAUACUGUCGCAUUGUUAAGUUUUUCCUGAAUUAAAGUGGAUUUAUGGUUAAUUGUUAAGACAAUGUUUUGUCUCGGGCGAGGCAGUUCGAGCGGCAAUAUAUUUCAGCACUGGAAAAUUAUUCUAUAAGUUGAAGCGCCUUUUCCGCGCCUUACAAUAAUAUAUAACCCUUUAAUAUUACAAAAUGGAUAAGAAAAAUAAGAAGAAAACUGUUAUAAAGCGGAAAGCUGACGACCCUAAUGAGAGUGAAAAGAAGAAAAUCAUGAUCACACGAAAAGUGGAGGAAGAAAAGGAUAAAGUUGAAGUAGUUAAUCAGGUGGUUGAGGUUCCCGUGGAGCAGGGUCAGCAGAUCGUUCACACGGGUCAGAUAGUGGAGGGAAACUUUGAGCAAUCAGUAUUUGUAAAUAUGAAAGGUGAGCCUGUUCAGCUAGGCCCGAAUACAGUUAUACUAUAUGAGCAGACGAAUGGGACUCCGGCUAAUUUUGCGUUUGGCGGGAUGUGGACUAUGGACUCUUCUGGCAGGAUAGUGAUGGCAGAAACAAUUUACGAUGUUAAAGGUGAACCGGAUGAGGAAACCGCGACUUUUGUUCAAAAUACAAGCGAAGUUACUAAUCAACCAGUUGAAGAACAGCCAGCAACAUUUCAACAGUUUGAACUGAGCACCAACUCACAAGUUGAGGGUCAGGAGUAUGAGGUGGCUAUCAUUGAAAAUCCUGGAGAUGGAACUGAAAGAUCUACAGACAGUCAGGUUAUAACAACGGAGGCUCAAUUGGUAGCGACAGGUCCUGGGGCGGUGCGUUGGCUUAAUCAAAAAUAUGACUUUGUUGUACGGAAACUACAGUUAAAUUAUGAUGCGGGUGUAAAGUUAAUGUACUCGGAAUCUGGAUGUAUACAAUGUGUUUACUUCACAACACCGAGUAUGCAACUCGCGUUUAACGCUGUACCACAGUUUUUAUGUAUUGAGACAGGUAUAGAGUUCAAUAGCAGUUUAUCAUCAGUGACUGGCUCAAAUAAUUCCAGUAUCAAACAUAAUGUGACAUUAUUCCUCGCUGAAGAUGGCAACGGAAAGUCUGUUAUUGUUAGUGCAGGUAUUUCAACAUUAAUAGGUGAAGACUUGAGAUGGUUAUUAGAAACUUUUAAAUCUUGUAACCCAGCUUGGAGGCAAGUGCGCUGUGUGGUCUGUGACCCUACUAAGUCACAGGAGGAAGUAAGAUCGGAGUUCCCCAAUGCGCAUGUAACUUGUUCUAUAUGGCAAGCAUCUUGUGCAGCGGCGAAGCUUAUCCUGGAGACGGCUCGGCGUGAGGAUGGGACAGCGGUGCUGCUGAGCACUCUCUCACAUGAGGAUGUAGCCACCCGCUGUAAGGCAUAUGCCCUGGCCACCUUGCGAGGAGAUCACACACCUGUGCAGCUGCAGGCACUAAAACGCAGCAUAAUUGGAACGGGAGCUGGUUCAAUGAGACUAUUAGAGACGGUGACCAAAUGUUCAGGUGCAAUUACGAAGUUUGAUCAGUGGCUGCAGUCGGAGAACUACACUAAUAUAUUACAUAAGGGUCUCGAACGCCUGGUAUCCAAGUUCCAGAACCUGGUGCGUACCCAGGUGCAGCCGGAUGAGUUUGUCUCCUUAUUCUUCAAUGUUGCCAACCAGCUCGAGGAUGAUAGGAGGAACUUCGCCUUGAAUAGACUUAGGGAAAUGGAGAGUUUGAAGCAAUCACCGACAGACACAAUCACACAGUAUGCCUACAAUUUGAUGAGUCAUCAGACAAAACUUGCACAACGAUGUCUAGAUGACAGGACUAGCAGACGUCACAGCAGUGCUGCUAUAUGUAAGUACGGAACAUCAACACAGGAAUGUUCUUGUCUCUUCAGCAAAGUGUUCCGGCUGCCGUGUAGACAUAUAUUGAUGCUUACAACUGAAUUAAAGGUGAAAACUCAUAUACCUUUCGAGCCACGUUGGACGGUCCAGUACUGUCUGUUUGGUUGUGACACCAGUACCAAUGCCACUGCCACCACCGGCAGCAGUGGCACAUUCCUGGAGCAGGUGGUGGUGGAGGAAGGUCACCGGCAGGCCAUUCAGCCCCAGCAGAUACAUGCGGUGGGUGGGGUAAGACAACAGCAGUAUGUUCUAGCAACACCCGGACAGCCAGCCACGCCAGUAUCACAGGUGAUAUUCUGUGGUGGUGGUGUCGGCAGUGUGAGUGGAGUGGGGGGCGCAGCUCCUGUCAUCACUUCAGUGUUACCUGCCGGGGGGGCGGUGUUGACACCACAUCAUACGCUACAUCAGUGAACAGUGUUGUGAAAGUGAAGUGUUUUGUGAAGUGAUAGUGGAAGUAGUAAAAACUUGAAGAUAGUAUAUUAAUUUGCAGUGAUUUCUUUAAAUCAUUGGACAGGUUUGGUUUUUAUUCCGAAAUUAUUUGUUAAAGAACUUCAAAAAUGACAAUAUCUUGGUUAUGGAAUUGCUUCGGAGUGAAUUUACUUUGUCUAGUAUGGCAGAAGUGUGUCAAAUUGCAUACAUUGCCACCAUUAUAUGAUUU